AUGCUUAUACCCCCAGACAACUUUGGAGUCGUACAAAAAGGUGUUUACCGAUGCUCCAAGCUAGAAGGCGACCAUUUGCCGUUUUUGGAGACCCUCAAUUUGAAGCUGUUGAUACUUUUGGACGUGGCCAAACCACCCCGAACUCUCAAAUCGUUCUUGGUAGACAACAACGUGAAUUUGUACAACUUGGGUGGCUUGAAGAUCUCAAAUCAUCCUGGCACGGACUCGAAUCUGGACUUAGCGACUGGGAAAAGCAGCUCUCGCAGCUCCAAUAGGUCAGAGGCUACACUAGAGCCUAAUGAGAUACGAUCAGUGCAAUUUGAUCUUGAAAAGAAACUGAAGAACGACAUGUGGAUGAUCAUCGAGAAGAAUUUGAUCGUAGGCGCACUCGAAGUGUUGUUAGAUAAGUCAAAGCAUGGGGUUCUCUUGGUCGAUCUGACUCUGGCGCUUGUUGGCAUUCUCCGCAAAAUUGAGAAAUGGAACUUCAACUCUAUCAUUAAUGAGUACAGGACAUUCACCGGUAAUGCAAGCAAGAGCAGCUAUAAUGUGGAAGUGUUUCUAGAGUGUUUGCAAGUGGAGCUAGUGCCUUAUGAGGGAGAGCAUAAGCAACAUGAAGAUACAGAACUUGCCUCUACAAAACCUCCUCUAUCAAAUCGCGCUUCUAUUCUGAUGGGGCUACAACGCUACUCGUUGGAUGAAGGGUUGACUACCGGAGAUGAAGAAGAUGCAUUGUCUAUGGAAGACUACGAAGAUGACAUUGAUGACGAUUUACUAUCUGCCUCACCUCAAAUUCCAGCGACUCUCUUAAAAUUAGUCGAGCAGAGAAAAAUUGACGACUCUUCGCAAAAUUCGUCGCCAGACAGCAGAAGAGGCAGUCUCAUAGGUAGCCGAGGUGGCAGUUUAGAUGCAAUCUAUGCUUCCAAUUACCGUCAAAGAAGGAUGUCAUCUGUGGAUUCGCGGUACAUACAGGCCAAGAACAAUCGAUUUUUGGACCCCCUGUUCCAGCUCUCAGUUUCUCCCCGUCGGCCCUCGUUUGAGACCAGCAUGCGUCACUUCAAAUUGGAUCGCUCGCUUGACGAUGCGCUGCGCAAAGAGCGCCAAACAUAUAGGUAUUACUUGCCAACCUCCAGCAAGAAGGACAACUUUGGCAUCAUCAAGUGCAGACUCCCGCCCGAACAAAACCUUGCAGACUGGUUUGUGAGAGGACGGGAUUUUUGGGAAAGCCGGCAAUAA
Messenger RNA from Australozyma saopauloensis, 1233 nucleotides. RefSeq lists its product as uncharacterized. Gene Ontology annotation, molecular function: phosphatase activity. Lineage: Eukaryota; Fungi; Ascomycota; Pichiomycetes; Serinales; Metschnikowiaceae. Bases 1 to 1233 code for a protein of 410 amino acids. The transcript has a single exon. The record is from RefSeq and is a predicted model, not a curated record.